This is a messenger RNA of Phaeodactylum tricornutum CCAP 1055/1, 2616 nucleotides long. RefSeq lists its product with no specific name. The transcript has a single exon. The record is from RefSeq and is a predicted model, not a curated record. Lineage: Eukaryota; Bacillariophyta; Bacillariophyceae; Surirellales; Neidiaceae. Bases 1 to 2616 code for a protein of 871 amino acids.
AUGGUGUCUGGGAAAUGGUCAAAUCAUCAAACACGCCUGCGGCGAAAGCGUCCCUUCCCCAGUUAUACGUCUUGUCUUGCUUUCUCAACCAUUUCCGUGACUGCAGUCGCUUUUUGUGUGAUUUAUUUGCUCUUCCAUACCGUCGCCCUUCACGUACUGAGUAAUUUAGGCAGGGAGAGUGAUCAUGUGUUCGCAGCUCUACAGCAUCAAUCCCUUCUCAGGGAGGAAGUGGUAGCGACGGGAGCGGCACUUUUAAGCGUUCCAGACUACCCCGCACUUCCCAAAAAAUCUGAUAUUACUGUCACAGACUGGCAUCAGAAGUUUGUAACUGUCGGUACGGAGCAAAGUGGGGUAUUCAAUGCGGUUACGAUUGAUACCAAACGAGCUGAAUCAUUUUUGAUUACUCAUGGAGCACAGGCUAUCCGCAAGCCUCUUAGUGCUUAUUUGGAACCUGGUCUGAAUGACAUUGUCCCAGGCACCGGAUCGCGGGGGGACCACAAAAAUCCGAAAGACUUAGGAGUAGCCCCCGAAAUUUACACGCCGCUGCCUCUCCGUACCCACACGCCUGAUGCCUUACGAAAGGUAGAAUAUCCGCGAGUACAAACCUGUCAUGAUAUGCCGGGAAAAUUUCCUAUCGAUCGAGGCCUAGAACUGGACAAAGAUGGUCUGCCAAUUGUUUGGAAUGUCGGCGAUACACUGACUCCCGACGACUUUCCGGAACAAGAAGUUCCAUUCUGUCCUGUGGAAGCCGAUCCCUAUCUGCCUUGGAUUCACGAUGUUUUCCCUAGUCCAGAUGGUACCAGAGUUCAUUUCAUCGCACAAAAUCGGCGGCGGUGUCGGACGGGUAAGAACUUCUCACGGGAGGUCAAGCGUCUCGCGCCACAAGUAGCGUUGAUGCAGUCUGUCAGUGUCGAGCGGAUCGACGAAGUCCGGGCGCGAUUUCUAGCGCCGAAGCUUUGGCAUCCGGAAUAUGUGAAUAACACUUCUUCUCCGCCUCGUUACCGCCUCGCCCCGUACGAGGAAGCAUCACCCGACGGAUUGUUCACUAGAUUUAUUUGUCGUUUCCAUGCCAUCGAUUUUUCAUCAGGCCACCCGAGAACUGUCACUUUAGGCGAAACCCUAAGCGAAUACCCUUUCAACUACGAAAUGGCUGCCUACCGCAAAGGCUGGUAUCGACUCUUGACGCCAAAAGGCAAGGAUAGUCGAUUUUUUUGGACAAGCAACCUUCGUUUUGAUUGUCCUCUCCCUUUAAACGCCACCUCAAUACACCGAAUGAUUUCUAGUGGAAACUCAAUCCUUAGCGACGGCACCCCGACUGUACACCUUGAUUUAGUUCCUAUUCGAUCCAGUGUGCGGUACAAUGAGCAUUACUUGACUGAAGACAUGAUUGGACCGAAAGAAAGAUGGGCCGCGAAGGGAUUCGAUCCUGGAAAGCAUUGGGGCAAACAAAGUGUGCUCCCACGAAUAGAGGCGAGUGGAAGAUGGGAAAACAUUCCAAUCUGCCAUCCACCAACACCCAACGGAGGCGAUGUUGACAAAAAGUCUUACGAGACACAUCCGAUCUUAGAAUCACCUUCAAAACCAUCGAAGCCAAACUUUCUGUCGGCGUGUCUUUGGGCGUCAGCAGAGUUCAAAACAAGAGGCGUAAAAAAAGGAGCCGACACAGAUACUAUUUCGCGUCUGAAGGAAUGGAUAGAAUUUCACUUGAUGGUGGGUUUCGAUCACAUUUAUGUUUAUGACAAUACCGGGGCCCAUACGAAUGCUACCUCAUUGGAGUCGAGCCUUGCUAAGUUUCCGGGCAGGGUGACACGGAUUGAUUGGCCGAGUAUCGUUUGCAACAACAAUAUACCAGCUCAUGACUCAACAGGAGAACGUUCCAGUCAGUAUGCUGCCGAAAAUAGCUGCCGAACUCGAUAUGCCCCAUUUACCGAGUGGAUUGCAGCCUUUGACACGGACGAGUACUUCGUGCCGAUGGGAAAUUAUACCAAUUUAAAAGAUGUCUUGCUGAAUGCUGGAGCUCAGGGUACCAACAUACUUUCCUUUCGGAGCUCGCGCGGCUACCUUCGCCAAGAACACAGUGUCAGUGUUGACGACGGAAGGGCCCUGGAAAAGUCCGAGAAUAAGACAUUUUUGGAAGCUUAUAACUGCGACUCUGCUGGUAGUCCCAAGCCGUCCUGGGCUGAACGCGCGAGAAAACAGAUUUACCGAGCAGACUACGUUCCGUAUCAUUUUGUGCAUUACUCGACCGUUACGAAAGGGCUACUAAAGGAGUACAAGGACCAGAUCAACGGUACAUGGUCAAGCAAGUUUGGAGAAAGAGCUCCAUCGGAGCGAGUUACAGAUGAGUUGCACGAAGCUGUCAUGGUACACACAAAGACUAUCAAGCGCGACAUGACCAAUCGUUACAAAAGACGAUGUCGCUUUGACUACGACAAGAAAUGGCAAGGUUGCACGGUUGCGUAUCCUUGGCCAAACGGUUCCGUAGGGAGUGGCAAGGAAACUUAUGAUGAAAACGGAAUGGAGUACAACUGUUUUGUGAACAGAAAAGUUGACGAUCAUUGGGUUCCCAAACUUCGUGAAGCGAUUCUUCAUCGUCGACUGGCACAGAACAGCUGA